This is a messenger RNA of Carcharodon carcharias (great white shark), 630 nucleotides long. Its product is annotated as beta-2-microglobulin-like. The annotation marks the transcript as partial. Gene Ontology annotation, cellular component: MHC class II protein complex. NCBI's taxonomy places the organism in Eukaryota, Metazoa, Chordata, Chondrichthyes, Lamniformes, Lamnidae. The transcript has 5 exons. Gene Ontology annotation, biological process: peptide antigen assembly with MHC class II protein complex; positive regulation of T cell activation; antigen processing and presentation of exogenous peptide antigen via MHC class II. Gene Ontology annotation, molecular function: MHC class II protein complex binding. The record is from RefSeq and is a predicted model, not a curated record.
ACGGUGGGUCAAUGGCUGCAAUACACAGAAAUUAUGGUAAAAAGCAGUGUCUGUCUAUUGUUUGUGUUUUCACCCUUUCCCAUUACAGUUCAGCCUGAAGUGUUUAUCUCCAGAAGUGACCCCAAUAAUCAGUACAAGCCGCUCACUCUCUCCUGCCUGGUUACUGGGUUUUAUCCUGUAGACAUCGAGGUGAGCUGGCUAAGGAAUGGAGAGGUAAUGUCUGAGACACUAUCCUCGGGGGUUCGACCCAACCACGAUGGGACCCAUCAGAUCCAGAAAGAGAUUGAAAUAAAUGCUGGGGAUGAGGAUCAAUACUCCUGUCAAAUUGAACAUAGCAGUCUGGCAGAGAGCAAGCUCUAUCAGUGGGAUUCACCAAGUGUGACCUACACAACAGCUCAGACGGGACCUGAAGAUUCUGACAGCAGAAGGAGCCGUAAAAUUCCGCCCAUCGUUAUGGAUCCAUAUAUCCAGAAAUAUCCCAUGACUGUUUCUGGGAUGGGGUUCAUCCCUUGUUGUGGACAGAUUGAGAUAUUAGGGGGUGUUGUAUUCCUGACUGACACGUUGAGGUAUUCAGGCUUCAUGAACCGAGAGUUCUUCAGGAAGACUUACACGCCUGUUCGAAGUGAUUGA